AUGCGCCGCACAAGUGACACGCAUCACCUACAGCUGUCUCGUUCGACUACGAUUAGUUUAGCCUCUAAGAACGUCACUUUCGAAACUACUAACGUACCAUCAUCGUCAGUCUAUCUGACGUAUCACCAACCAAAGGUCCUUCGGAUGCAGCUAUUGAGCGAAGACUUGAAUACUGCAACAGUUUGGCGCCGGCUUCAGCAUGCCAUCCUGACGCUAGGCGAUCGGCUCGUUGUCGGCGUCAAACACAUCGAAUCAUGCACAGAUAAGUUGACAAGUAUUUCGGAGCUUGAGAGCUGCAAGUCCCAUGAUUUGGCUGCAGAUAUGGAUACGUCCUGGCCAUCUUUAGGCGACGUGAACCCCGAAUGA
Messenger RNA from Alternaria burnsii, 366 nucleotides. RefSeq lists its product as uncharacterized. The transcript has a single exon. Lineage: Eukaryota; Fungi; Ascomycota; Dothideomycetes; Pleosporales; Pleosporaceae. The record is from RefSeq and is a predicted model, not a curated record. Bases 1 to 366 code for a protein of 121 amino acids.